ACACACAUAUACACACACACGGCUGACCACAACAAGCCCGUGACCACCACCUCCUGCCACUCAGACAAAGAGACAACAGCAAAAAUGGCGCCCCCUUCCCACUCCAACAACUCAUAUCACCGCAUUCCACUCCCAGCAGCAUACUCCCUCCGCGCCCCUUUCACUGUGCCGCAACUCAUUUAAACCCACCCCAAGCUACCCCAGCAACCCGCGUGGUUGAGCUUCGCAGUUUCCCACUGGUGUGGCAUUUCCCCUCCCCACUGUUCCCUCCCACAGCCUCACGCAGACAGCCACCGCACACUUGAUCCCUCGAGGCACAGGCCGCCUCUCCUGCUAUUCUGCAGUUCGCAACCUUCUCUCCCGUUGGCUCAGUUGGGUUCCAUUCCACAGCGAUAUACAUUGUUACCACCACGCCAAGACCCCCCUCCUCUCUCCCAACCACCACAAGAGCUUCCGAACCUCAGUCAACGGCAGUGUAACGGUUCACGUUCAACGGGCAACACCAUGGACAUCGGCAUUCACCGCAAGCCCUCGGCGCAGGCACACGCGAACCCCUGCAGACCAGCACCAGCAACCGCAGCGCCACUAGCUUCCCCUGCGCCCAGCUGCCCGUCAUCCUCGCCAUCAUCAUCACGAUCCCCGUCACCAUCAUCCACAUCCACAACUGACACUUGCGCCGCAUCCACACCAGCACGGAACCUGGAACGAACGUGCUCCGCAGCAUCCAUUGCGUCUUCCGCUCCCUGCCCACCCUCCAAUACCACUUCACGAUCUGUGUCCCCAGCUUCCGUUGUUUCCAACGCCUGCCUUUCGUCUGCUUCCCGGUCCACAUCUCCGUUCCACACGCACCACGGCAACAGCACCAGGCACGACACCCACACCAGCAACCACAAGCACAGGCUGUCACUCGCCGCACCCUUUGCGCCCAUUGCGGAAGGGUUUGAGCCAGAGCACGAGUCUGCAAGCAACCUCAGCACCAUCAGCAACAGCUCCUCAAGUGUCGUCUCAGACCCCGACAGCACCAACACAGGCAGCAGCAGCAACAACAACAACAACAGCACCAAGUUUGCUCCCAUUCGUGAGCGUGGCGACGACGGCAACCAGACAGGCUCUGCCCCACUCUCCUUUGCACUCCCCAAGCUCAGCUGCCCCACCCCGCUGCCUUCGGUGCCCACGACACCGACCCUGUUUCGCAUCAUGUCAGCACCACACCCUGGCGAGAGCUCCUUCAACAUGCCAACAACAUCCACGACAGCCGGAGGCGUGACAAUGACUUCAGCAGCGCCAACCGCCCUCAGCCCACUGGCUUUCCUCUCCUCAGAUGAGGAUCUCGCGUGGCUGAUGCAGACCGAUGACACGUUCUUGUUUCCACCGGCCGUGACGGGCACGCAGCCAGGAACUACGGGCAAGCUGCUGGCAAGCGUGGAGGGCGAAGAUGAGGCCAAUGACCUCACCCUGAGCAGCUCAAGCCUGGAUCUCUUUACAGGCGCAACAACGUUGGAGUCAUCGCAUGGGCGAGAGCACCAUAUUCAGCAGCACAACCACCACCACCACAGCAGCAGCAACAGCAGCAACAGCAGCAACAGCAGUAACAGCAUUAACGACCACAAACAUGCGUACCGUCAGUACCAACAGCAGCAACAGCAGCAGUACCACAACGCAAAGCAUCAGCAGCAAGGCCAGGGCUACAUCACCUCGCAAAAGUCGGCCGACACCAUUCAAGCCCUCGCUGCAGAUUUGCAGGCGUCGGUGGGACAGCCUGCCCUGAACCCUUGCCACCGUCAGCGCCAGUACCAGCAGCACUACCAGCAUCAGCAGCAGCACAUGGAAACAGCGCACAUGUAUCAUGCUCACACCGACAAUGGGGUGGGUCAUAAUAGCACCACUGCGUCACACGCCCACCAGCCCCAUUUCCCCACACACAGCACCGAACCAUCGGCGCCAGCAGCAGCAGCAGCAGCGGCAACAACAGCAACAACGGCAGCAGCAAUGGACCACCCAUAUGAGCAAGCCCACACGCUACAUGCAGGCCCCGUGCGCAUGGCCUCACCUCUGCCAGCACCGUCAGCUCUGCUCGAUCAGGCACCGCUUACGGAUGCAGACUGGAGCUUUCUGCAGUCGAGCGUGUUUGACGACCUGCUCGCAACGCCGCCAGAGGGUGGCAACGGCAGCAACAGCGGCAGCGGCAACCAGCACCACAACGUCACCGGUGCAGAUGGUGUACUGCCUCUCCCAAUGUCGUUCCAACAACAACAGCAGCAGCACGACGCAGAAGCGUCGCAUGCGCAAAACAGCACCGCCAAUGGUUCUCGCUCACAGACAAUCGCAGCAGCAGGCAGCACGAACAAGGGCACUGGCUCAUCACCGUCAUCAUCAUCAUCAUCAUCAUCAUCAUCGCGGCGCUCUCCAAGUAGGGGAGGGCGGCGUGCAAAGGCAGCACACGGUCGUCGCACCGCCAGCCCAAAGUCACAACACAAGCAGCACAGGCAGAAGCGAAACGCGCAGACUGUAGCUGGCAGCAGUGACAGGUGUCACGAUGAUGGAGAGCAGCCAUGGCAGAAGAGGAGCAAGUACAGCACAAGCAGUUCCGCUGAGGGUGAUGCUGCCAUGGUAGAUGAUGAUGGCUGCACCCGUCCCUCGCUCGAUGACAUGCAAGUGACGCCGGAGGAGAGGCAGCUCAUCGCCAAGCUGCGCAGGAACGCACUGUGCGUGGUGUGCCAGGACAAGGCCAAGCAAGACAAGGACUACUGCAAGUCAUGCUACGGCAUGGUGUACAAGCACGCGCGAACCAUGGUGGCCAAGGAGUUGCGCCGCGGGAUCAACUUUGCCGACUUUUCAUCGCCGCAGGGCGUGGCCGCACACCUGCUUGCCCUGACCAAGACCACCAAGUUCAAGGGCUGCAGGUGCAGUGGGGAGUGCCCGCGAAGCGCCUUUCACAAGUCUGUGCACAAGAAAUGCACAAAGUGUCGUCUUCUCGCCUGCUUCCGCCUCCUUCCCGAUCUCGCGGAUCGCCUGAUGAAAGGUGCCAUGGCGGCUGAUUUGCAGCACGUGUUGGAAGUGACGGAGCACUCCAAGCGGGCGCACACACAGGCCGCCGCCGUGGGCGCCACUGCUGGCUCGGGCAGCAGCCGCAACAGCAGCAACAGCAGCAACAGCAGCAGCAACAGCACUCGCAAGGGGAAGCGCAGGCGCACUCGUUCCAAUUCCACACGCAAGAGCACGCCAGCAAGUUCGCGUGCAUCCUCAACGCGAACCACGCCCGUGAAAGGAGCAACGACUCCUUCCCGCUCACAGCGCAGCAGCAGCGGCCGUCACACACGUCAAACACAUUCGUCAUCCUCAUCGCGUGACACUCGCAGCUCUGACGCCGCCGCCACGUCCACUAAGCUUGGUGCUGUGACAGCAACACCACCACCAACAACAACAACAACAGCAGCAGCAGCAACAAGUGCCCACGCCCCUGCUCCCUUGCCCACAGCCGCUUCAAGCACAGGUGCAGUGGCAGUACCACGACUGCAUCGCAGCACGGCAACUCAGCGGUCGGUAUCCGAGCCGCAGCUCAGCACGGGCGCGUUCUCGCUCGCUGUGCCGGCACCUGCCAUGCCAUCCUCCACCAGCAUGCCUGCUGUCUCGACCAUCGACGACGCGUGGGAUGUGGCGCACGGUCUGAUGGCAUCGCACAAGGACCACCAGUUUGGUAUGGGAAAUUCUGUGGCGGUGACCGCGGUGCACACCCACCCCAUCUCCACGUCGAAUGCAAGCAGUCUUGGCCAAUCCACCCACACCUUCCAGCCGCCGCCACCACCGGAGACAGUGGACCUGCAACUUCUAGGAUCAGACAGCCACGCCCAUGCUUCACACCACAGCACACCAGUCACUGCCCCGUCUCACCCUACUGGUGCUGGUGUUGGUGCUGGUGCUGGCGCUGGUGUCACAUCCACGCACUCGCGCAUGGCAACGACCACCACUUGUUCGUCAUCGUCGACAUCGUUGUUGCUGUCGCCAUUCCGCUGGGCAGAGCCCCGCUUCCCGCCCGUUACAAUCUCGCCAACACGGAGCCCACACACUACACAUCUGCAAUGAGUGGCUGCCCCUGUGUGUGUAUGUGUGCGUGUGCGUGUGUGCGUGUGUGCGUGUGUGCGUGUGUGUGCGUGUGCGCGUGCAUGUGUCGUUGUUGGCUGCUUAACUUGCCUAACUAUCAAUCUAUCUGCGUUGCUUUGUGCCUGUUUGUGGUGUGUUUUGCGUGAUGUCCAUGUGUGGUGUGAACACGUCGCGCACGCGUGUGUGUACGUGUGUGCAGUGGACGCGCGACUGUUUGUUGCAUCUGCAUGUGCCUGUUGGUAUUGAUGGCUUGUUUCAAUCCUCGACAGUUGUUUCGAGGAGGAUAUGCUUGCUCGAUGCAAUAAACGCUUGAAGAGUC
Molecule: messenger RNA, 4420 nt
Organism: Salpingoeca rosetta
Lineage: Eukaryota; Choanoflagellata; Craspedida; Salpingoecidae
Exons: 5
Coding region: 505-4083 (1192 amino acids)
Source: RefSeq, a predicted model, not a curated record